Molecule: messenger RNA, 870 nt
Organism: Coffea eugenioides
Lineage: Eukaryota; Viridiplantae; Streptophyta; Magnoliopsida; Gentianales; Rubiaceae
Exons: 2
Coding region: 1-870 (289 amino acids)
Source: RefSeq, a predicted model, not a curated record
AUGGGGGUAGUAAAUAGUCCUGGAGCACUACGAGGCGCUCUAGCGAGAGUAGUUGGGACAAGAGGUGUUGGGGGGAGAGAUAUCGGAGCUAGAGGAGGACCAAGUGGAAGGGGUCAACCUAGGAACGCCUCGCAAGGAGGUCGUGUGACAACCCCUCAGGUAACUUGUGGGUAUUGCAGGAAGGCUGGCCAUACUGAGGACGGAUGCUGGAGGAAAGAAGGAAAGUGCUUGAGGUACGGAAGCAGCGAGCACCAGAUUGCCGGUUGUCCAAAAACCCUAGAAGGUGGUACUCCGAUUUCUAGACAAGCCACUUCUGGAGGAACUAAAGUACUAAUUGAUCCUGGCACAACUCAUUUAUUUGUGAAUCCAACUUUUAUGUCCGGAAUUGAUGUAAAACCUGAUAGAUUACCUUUUGAUCUUGAAGUUAGGACACCCAUGGGUAAUAAAAGCAUAAUCACUAGCCUGGCCUAUAAGAACUGCGAAUUCUGGAUUGGAGAGCGUAGGAUGCUAGUUGAUCUAGUUAGUUUGGACAUAAAAGGUUAUGAUGUUAUUAUAGGAAUGGAUUUUCUAGCUCAUUACCAUGCUAAGCUUGAUUGUAGAGCAAAAGUGUUAGAAUUUUGGAUUCCCGGGGAAGCAAUCUUGAAAUUGGAUGUGAAAGGCAGGUUAGCAUCGUCUGCUUUGAUUUCUGGAAUUCGGGCAAGGAAAAUGUUGUAUAAAGGAGCGCAAGGUUUCUUAGCCUUCUUGAUUAACGCUCCCAGUGACCAAGUAAAGUUGGAAGAUGUACCAGUGGUAAGGGAAUUUCCAGACGUGUUUCCCGAAGAAUUAAAACCUUACCUCCAGAGAGAGAAGUGGAGUUCAAGAUUGACCUAG